AUGUUGGGUGAGUUCUACUGCAAGAUGAUGCUGCCAGGACUGUUCCUCUUUGUGUGCUUCACGUCAUCAAUCUACAUCCUCAUGGCUAUAUCUAUCGAACGGUAUAUGGCAGUUGUGUACCCGUUGGUCUACGGGCGUCUUGUUAUCCGCAGAGGAAUCCUAGCCACAGUUCUGGCUGUCAUCUGGAUCACCACGUUCAGUGUCUAUUUCAUAUUUGUCAUGACGGUAGUCGGUGUUGAUCCUGGAUCUCACAGAUGCUACCUCCACUAUAGAUCCACAAGUAGUCAGGUCGUAACAGGGGUCUUCUACCUCAUCUACCGUCUCAUCCUCCCCACCACCGUCAUGCUUUCCACCCAGAUCUGCAUCGCAAGAAGCCUUCAGCGACGGUCGGCUCGCUACGGUUCAAAGAAGGGCGUCUCUUUCCACGUCAAAGCUCGUAAGCGCGUCCUGCAAUUGAUGUUGAUCGUCAUCCUGGUUUACAUCAUCUGCUGGGGACCAGGGCAAAUCUUCUUUGUCCUCUACUCAGUCGGAGCGAUUUCACCAACCUGGAUUGGCAGCACCUUUCAUACCUUCGUCAUUGUUCUAACGGCGUAUAACUCGUGUCUCAAUCCUAUCAUAUACGUUGCCUGGUUUCCAGAAUUCCGUGUUGCACUAAAACAGACCUUCUCCUGCAAGAUGACGAGCACCUCCUCGCCGAUAUUUGAUCAAGAUGCGAGCUCUGAAAAGCGCGAAGCUAAAACCAACAUGUCCAAUAUCUAA
Molecule: messenger RNA, 759 nt
Organism: Strongylocentrotus purpuratus (purple sea urchin)
Lineage: Eukaryota; Metazoa; Echinodermata; Echinoidea; Camarodonta; Strongylocentrotidae
Product: apelin receptor-like
Exons: 1
Coding region: 1-759 (252 amino acids)
Biological process (GO): G protein-coupled receptor signaling pathway
Cellular component (GO): membrane
Molecular function (GO): G protein-coupled receptor activity
Source: RefSeq, a predicted model, not a curated record